Messenger RNA from Alosa sapidissima (American shad), 2866 nucleotides. It is a transcript of the gene msi1b, whose product is annotated as musashi RNA binding protein 1b. The record is from RefSeq and is a predicted model, not a curated record. NCBI's taxonomy places the organism in Eukaryota, Metazoa, Chordata, Actinopteri, Clupeiformes, Clupeidae. The coding region runs from base 101 to 1144 and encodes 347 amino acids. The transcript has 15 exons. Gene Ontology annotation, cellular component: cytoplasm. Gene Ontology annotation, molecular function: RNA binding.
AGUAGUACCCCCUCUCCUCUCGGCCAUACCCCUAUCCCGUUGGAUACUCCACACUGCUUGCACUCCUAUACCGCGCAGAAGAGGCAAGCACGGUCAAACGAUGGAGACAGAAGGCAGUCAGAGCGGGUUAUCUUCCUCGGAUUCCCCUCACGAUCCAUGCAAAAUGUUCAUCGGUGGCCUUAGCUGGCAAACGACACAAGAGGGUCUCAAGGAGUACUUCUGCAAGUACGGCGAAGUGAAAGAGUGUAUGGUCAUGCGGGAUCCAGUUACAAAGAGGUCGAGGGGUUUUGGGUUUGUCACGUUUGUUGAUCAAGCUGGUGUGGACAAAGUUUUGGCCCAGACCAGACACGAGUUGGACUCAAAAACAAUCGACCCAAAAGUCGCGUUCCCACGCAGAGCGCAGCCGAAGUUAGUGACUCGGACCAAGAAGAUCUUUGUGGGAGGUCUGUCUGUAAACACCACCAUCGAAGAUGUUAAGCAAUAUUUCGACCAGUUUGGAAAGGUUGACGACGCCAUGCUCAUGUUUGACAAAACCACCAACAGACAUAGAGGUUUCGGCUUUGUCACGUUCGAGAACGAGGACGUGGUGGAGAAAGUCUGUGAGAUCCACUUCCAUGAGAUCAACAACAAAAUGGUGGAGUGCAAGAAGGCUCAGCCCAAGGAAGUGAUGACACCUACAGGUUCAUCCAGAGGUCGCGCACGUGUCAUGCCGUACGGAAUGGAUGCCUUCAUGCUAGGAAUCGGCAUGCUGGGUUACCCAGGGUUCCAGACGGCCACCUACACCAGCCGCAGCUACGCUGGCCUGACCCCCGGCUACGCCUAUCAGUUCCCUGAGUACCACUUAGAGAGGACCCCCCUCCUGACUUCACCCCACCCCCCAGAACUCACAGCAAUUCCACUGACCUACAAUCCAAUGGCAGCGGCAGCAGCUGCAGCAGCAGUGGUUAGAGGCUCUACCCCCUCUCGCUCAGCCGGCUUCCUGAGCACCAGCAGUCCCGGACCCAUGGCAGACCUGUACGGAGCCAAUCAGGAGUCAGCGGUCAGCAGCUACCUUAGUGCAGCCAGCCCAGCCCCUAGCACCGGCUUCAGCCACAGUCUGGGGGGUCCUCUGAUUGCUGCAGCCUUCACUAAUGGCUACCACUAAGAAAAGCUGUAAGCUGAGCAGACAGAAGGCCUCAGCGCUGCUUUGAGCCAGAGCACUUUGUCUCUACUGGAGGUUUCAACACGCAGGCUCCCGGGGCAGGGGCCUGAAGUGGCCAAAAUCUCUCCUGCUGAAGAGAGGUCAGAGGUCAACCGUUCAUCUUUCACUUCCUGUCUCUCGCACUCUCUCUAUCUCUCUCAACGACCGGGACAUCUGGAGAAGUCGUUUUCACUGUAUGUCUCCGCUUGUUUUAUUUUUAUAAUUUUUUUUUAAAGUGAUUUGAAAGUAUCUAACUGUAGUUCUUGCUUUUGUUUUUUGCCGUUACUGUACUCUCGCGUAUCCACUGAUGCAAAGAGCUGUGGCUUACUCACUGAUUUUUGUGCGAUGGAGCUGGCAUGUGUGUCUGAUUGUGGCCAGGGUUGAGUUUUGCUCAGAGGAUGAGAGUACAGGUUUACAUGUUUCUCUGUUAUAAUUUGUUUGUUUGUUUUCUUUAUUUCUUUUAGUUGUGCAACUUUAGAAUGGGAGCAAUAAUCUUUGAAUGUGCUGUUAUCUCGCUGGUUUUAAACCUUGUAACUUUAAACUCUGAACAUUUUGGAUGUAAUUUUUUUCCCAGUGGAAGAUGAGCUGAAAUGUCAAAAAAUGUAUAUUUUGGUAGCUUUUGCAUACUAAUGAUUAUAGUGAUAAUCAAGAAAAUAUUUUUAAUAGUUGGGUUUUUAACCGCGAGGUUCGGUUGUUUUUAAUAAAACACUGUAUAUACUGUUCUGUCUUUUCUGAGUUUUCCACUGAAAAUGUUACGGUGUUGUUAUGCUGUAUGGGGAACUGUGAUUGGCGUUUAAUGAUGUCUCUGUAAAUGAAAAACAGUCAUGCCAGUCUAGAGGCGAGACACUGUCAUAGUAACAUCAGCAGUAGGCUGGAUAUAAGCCUACAGUAAGUCCCAGCCAUUGCUGGAUUCGUGUAAAGUAUGUGUACAUCUAAGUUACCUUAACACUGCUAAUCUGAACAGUCUUUUCACACUAAUCUUAUUUUGUUAGAAUGAACCUAUCCUUUCACAAUACUGACAAGAAACAUCAGAUGCACAUACAGUCCAGGUCAGGGAGCUUAUACGACAUCAAGUCAUAUGUUGAGAGCUUCUUGAUAUUUUCCACACACAUUUCACUCAUGUUAGUAUCCAGUUUAUUCACUCUGACUGCAGGAAUACAGUUCCUGAAGUCCACUGUAAAACACACAUGAUUUCACUGUCAAACCUUGCUGUUGGAUUAUGUUUGUUUUUCUUUUGUAAAUCUAUAGUUAGGGUUUCCCUUUGCCCUCACCCACCCCUAUUCCCCUGCGCUCUUAUAUUGUCCACUGAGUUUGUUCACAUCAUGCUUUGUUUCAAGAGAACAUUUGAAGGUCAAAUGAAGGAUGCUGUUUCAAGUAGAUAUGUAACAUGCACAGCUCUCGUGCUGGUUGCCGAUUGUUUUUUUGGGCAGCCAUGUGUGUUUGUAUCGUGUGUGUGUGUGUGUGUGUGUGUGUGUGGUGAGUAUCAUGGGUCAGUCAGGGUCUAUUCUGUUACAAAAUGAUAAUCAGUGCUAACUGUGAAUUUGGCUCUUACAACUGCCACUCUCUCUGAGACUUAGGUACAACUUUAUAUUGCACGCAGAUGGAUGCAUGGUAAACUGACAGAAGGGUAAUUGUUUUCAGAGUGAAAGGGAGAAAAUGAAUUAACUUGUCUGUUACAUCUUGGGA